CGUCACGGGGAUUCCCUCUUUGCCCGGGCUCCGAAGCGGAAGCCGCGUGCUCAGAUCUGCUUCUGCUGCUCCUCCUCUCCGCCGCUUUGCUUUCGUUUUCCUGGAAGGAACCGAGCAGAAGCUGGAGAUUGGAAGCCUUGCAACCAAAGAUGAGUCACGGCUGGGCCGCAGUUGCCAAAAAUGCUAUUUUCGACUAAAACAACAGAAGUCGGAGGAAGUGAAAGCUGUGCUUGCUUGUGGUUUUUCGGCCUCAAGUCCUGGGUUCAAGUCCUGGCACCGUCUUUUAAGGAGGAUUCGGAGCAUCGGAAACAGAACACAGAGCUCAGAAACCUGGAUUGAAGUUCCUGGAGGGAAGAGAUUCUCCUUCAAUGUCUGAAGACGCUUUGGGUCACCUGGGGAAGUAGAGACUCAAAGAGCAGGAGUCCGUGGGGCUGACUGUGUGGCCGAUGGAGGAGGCAAUAAGGAAAGCUGAGCAGCAAGCCCUGAGGCUGGCGGAGGCGAUCCGAGACGGGGAGGAAGAGAUCGCCCAGCGUUGCGCCAUCUGGCUGGCCGAGCGCCGUGUCCCCGUCAAGGUGCAGCUGGAACCAGACGCCUAUCCGGAGCACGACAUUAGGCUCUGGGUGGGCGUGGAAGAUGCCCAGAUGGUCACCACACCCAUCUUUCUGAAGGUCCAGCCUUCCAUGACUAUGGCUUCCCUCAAAGACAUGAUGCAUCUCCAUUAUGGUUUCCCACCCAGCAUCCAGAAGUGGGUGGUGGGACGGAGGCUGCCCCAGGACCACGAGACCCUCCACUACCAAGGUAUCCAGAAGGACGGCGACCAGGCCUACCUCUACUUGAUGUCCGCCAAGACCAAGAAGCUGAGCAAAGAAACGGCAGAGUUGGACCACGAACGCAGGCAGCUGGAAGAGUUAGGCAUUAGAGAAGGAGUCCUGGUGCCUCGGGGAACUGGCGAUUCGGGUUCUUCGGACUUCUCGACACCAACGGAGCCCUCCUUGAUGUUGGACGUGCACGAGGAGGGGAGCGGCUGUGAGCUGACUCUCCCCGUGGAGCCCCCAAAGAUUGGUUGGGAGUGCCUGACUUGUACAUUUAUCAACAAGCCGUCCCGUCCCGGAUGCGAAAUGUGCUGCGCCGAGCGGCCCUUGAAUUACGUCGUCCCGGAAGACUAUAAGCUGGAUGCGGAAGAGCAGGCAUGGCUGCAGAGGGAUUUGGAGGCCACCCGCCAAUACCAGCAGGUGGAAGAAGAAGAGAAAAAACGAAACUAUAGGCAACUCCUGCAGUGGGACAACCAGAACUUAGUGCUUUCUGAGGAAGCCAUUCAAUGCCCCAUCUGCUUCAUGAACCUGGAACCUGGAGAAGGAGUCACCCUACGAGAAUGUCUCCAUUCCUUCUGCAAGGAUUGCUUGAGGGGGACCAUCCUCAACAGCCCAGAACCGGAAGUCAAGUGCCCCUACAUUGAUGACAACUACUCCUGUCCCUCGCAGCUGCUGGACCGCGAGAUCAAAGGGCUACUAACAGAGGAAGAAUAUCAGCAUUUUCUGGACUUGGGGAUGUCCAUCGCUGAGAAUCGCAGCCGGUCGAGUUUCCACUGCAAAACGACGGACUGCCGAGGUUGGUGUUUUUACGAAGACGACGUGAACGAGUUCUACUGCCCGGUGUGUCAAAAACCGAACUGCCUGUUGUGUCAGGCUAUUCACGAAAACAUGAACUGCAAGCAAUACCAGGACGAUCUGCAGGCGCGAGCGCUGAAUGACCACGCUGCACAACAGACCACGGAGGUGUUGCUGAGACUGGUGAAGGACGGGGAGGCCAUGUACUGCCCCACCUGCAGGAUCAUCGUGCAGAAGAAGGAUGGCUGCGACUGGAUCCGGUGCACCGUUUGCCACACGGAGAUUUGCUGGGUCACCAAAGGGCCACGCUGGGGACCAGCUGGCUUGGGCGACAUCAGCGGGGGCUGCCGUUGCAAAGUGAAUGGCGUGGCCUGCCAUCCGAAUUGCCAGAACUGCCAUUGAUGGAGGAGAUUCCUGAAAAUCGGACUUUCCGGACAGACCUUUCGCCUGCAGAGGAAAGUCGGCGUUGUGGACGACGGCUGGAGGGGACGUUUGGACAAUUGCACAGUCCUUCUGCGGCAUGACCAGUUCCUACCACGUCUGUCUUGGACAACUCGCCUCCGGCAACCGAGGUGGUGACGGGGCCAAGGAGCUCUCCUACGUCGCGGUUGGUUGAAGGGGGCGUUUUUUUCGUCCUCCACCCGUCUCUUGGUCGUGCCGAGAACUUGACCUGUUGAUUGGUUUCACUCGAGAAGUUCUGCUUCGUCUUUUCCGUAAAAAGCGACGGCUGUUUUAUUGUUCUCGCGUCCUUCUGCACACACACACACAUUACUGGGUCCAUCUUUCAAGCUCGGAUCUCCAUUACCGGAGGCUGGCCACUCGUUGCAUUCAAACCAGACUUUUGAGUUGUGGUUUUGAUUUACAAAACGAACCCACAAUAUUCUCCUUUUAUUGGCAUUACGGAGCGGGCUGCUUAGCGCGCCUUCCAUUUUUACUUUUGCUUUGCUCAAAGGAUGCUCUGACUUUUCAUUGCUCCUUUCGGUCACUUCUGUGAUUUGAAGCCGAAUCAGGAGCAGAUGGAGCUUCGCUGUUGAGGGGGGAGGGUUACCUCUCCUGUAUCCCCCCCCCACCUCCCAAAUAAAUCUAGUUUUUGAAAUUUAAGAUAAAAAUAGCACAGAAUCUUUUCAGGAAACGUUGAAAAGCCUGCAGAACGGAUCCUCAAGGCGAUGGACGUUAUGUUUUCCUGAGAUAGGAUUUCGUCGCAUGCGGAGGGCUAGGAAUUAAAGCAGUGGAAUUGCUAAAAA
Molecule: messenger RNA, 2851 nt
Organism: Pantherophis guttatus
Lineage: Eukaryota; Metazoa; Chordata; Lepidosauria; Squamata; Colubridae
Gene: RBCK1
Product: RANBP2-type and C3HC4-type zinc finger containing 1
Biological process (GO): protein linear polyubiquitination; proteasome-mediated ubiquitin-dependent protein catabolic process; positive regulation of canonical NF-kappaB signal transduction
Cellular component (GO): LUBAC complex
Molecular function (GO): ubiquitin-protein transferase activity; ubiquitin binding
Source: RefSeq, a predicted model, not a curated record